This is a messenger RNA of Daphnia magna, 4671 nucleotides long. RefSeq lists its product as uncharacterized. Lineage: Eukaryota; Metazoa; Arthropoda; Branchiopoda; Diplostraca; Daphniidae. The record is from RefSeq and is a predicted model, not a curated record. Bases 1 to 4671 code for a protein of 1556 amino acids. Gene Ontology annotation, molecular function: nucleic acid binding; zinc ion binding. The transcript has 2 exons.
AUGACAUCUGGCAACAUCGAAAGAGAAGAGGAUGAGAAAGCAGAGCAGCAGACGACGGGAGUCGAGAGAGCACAUUGCCUUGCCUCGUCACAUUAUCCGACCAAUCAAGCUAUCGAAGCAAUGGAGGAAGACGAAAAUGACUUGGCGAACGACAAGCAUGUGCUAUUUGCUCAACGCACAGUAGCCAAGAGAUUUCACACGAAACUCAUCACCCGUAUUGGCAACUUUCUGAACGAGAAGCCGAAGGCCGACGAUGUAAGGAGUAACAUAUCCGAACUCGAAGCUGCCCUGAGAAGAGUAGUAGCGCUCCAUACGCGCUACGCCAGCCGGCCAACUUUAUCAGAGGAGGAAACGGCAGCUGCAAUCACAUGGCUCGACAACGUUCAAGAUUCCAACGGGAGCUGUCUAAACCGAAUGAAGUCGUACCUCUCCUCCCUGGACCAAAAUUUAGCCCGGAAGGGAAAGAAUACAUCCGGUCAAUGGAGUGUAAGCCAGCAUAGAAGCCGCGCAGAUGAAGGCACAACACCGGACCUAAGCAUACGCUCACAUCAGCCACCGCUCGAUGUAAAUCUCAAUCUAGAAGCUCAAUUGCAACAAGCCAAGCAAGAUCACGAGCGCACACUCGCCGAGAUUAAAAAAAGAGGAGAAGAAAACCUAAGCAAAAUUCAAGCGGCAAUCAAUCAACGGGAUGGCGUCUGUCCAGAAAAUCUUCGACAACCACCCCAUCCAUUCGCCUCUACGCCUAUAACAUCAGCGGUUACAACGCAAGUCAACCAGCAGCCAAGAAGGUUCCUACAGUUCGAUACAACCACGUCUCACAGAGAGCAACAGUCGCCAUCAGCGCAGUACACGCAUCCAUCUUCAGGGCCAUCCAACUAUCCGCCACCAGCUCAUUGGCCAAAAAUAGCGAUUUCAAGAUUUAAUGGCGAUUGCCGCCGCUGGCCGGCUUUCGCCCAGGUGAUGAGAGCAACUAUAGAGGAAACUACACUACCAGACCUUUACAAAGUGCUAGCUUUGCGCGAGAACCUUACUGAAGACAUCCAGAAGAGAAUGGCGAAUCUUUUCAACGGCUCUUACACUUAUGCUCAAGCCUGGAGCGAGCUAAAGGACAAAUACGGUGUGCCCGCAUUGAUUAUUCAAGCCCACAUCCAGCACUUGCAAAUGGUCCAAUCAUUCCGUAACGGCGAUUUCAAGUCUCUCGCCGACCUAGCCUCUCUCGUCCGGGAUGCAGUAUCUAGCGUAGCCGGAGACCCAAGCAUGAACGAAUUCACGCACUCAACGGUCGUCAACCAGCUCGCCACUAAGUUGCCUUUCAAUUUGCAACAGGACUGGGGACGUUAUGCUUACAAUCUACGUCCAAAGGUCUCUUCCUUAGCCGACUUUGACCGCUGGAUUGACGCCAUUGUAGGAGCGGAAGAGUUGCGCGGCGCCAAACUCAACAAUUACGUAACACCGAAGCAAAACCCGCCACCGCGCCCUGCACUACCUUUCCCGCCAACAAUUCAAAAAAAUUCCGUCGCGUUCAAGAUUCCAAAUUCCGUCGAAAGCCCAUCCGAGAGACCCAAUCGAGCAGACAACCAAUGGCCUGCAUGUCCAGCUUGCAGCGAUAACCCUGGCCAUCGUCUCGAAGCAUGCAGCAUAUUCCGAAAAAUGUUGCCGUCUCAGCGAGCAGCCCUUUGCGGAGAAAAUAACCACUGUUUCAAGUGCUUGCUUCCCGGACACUAUGGGCGAUCCUGCAGGAACACCGACGUGGCGUGUAAUGCCUGCCCCGGCAAGCACCACUCUCUCAUUCAUGGAGCCGAACGCGUUUUUCCUGGAAAGCCUCAGCCAAAAGGUAAAGCAACUCUCCAGAUUUUAUUAGUUCACGCACCAAAAACGUCGCCGAAACCCGUCCUACUCGCCAUAACCCCAAUAGUCGUUCAUAGUGACAAAGAAACCACCCUUACAUUCGGCGUUCUUGAUCCUGGUAGUGAAGCCACUCUUAUAAAAUCAAGUCUCGCACAAAGGCUUCGCCUCAAAGGAGCUAAUCAGAAAAUACGAUUUGGGUCAUUCCAUAACGCCGUUCUACUCGACUCUAGCGUUGUCAACUUCGUCAUUGAAUCUGCCGAUAAGGCCAGGACAUUUCAAGUAACCGAUGCCUUCACCGUCCCAGAUAUCCAGCUGUCACCACGUAAUAUCAACUGGCAUACAGAAAAUUUUGAAUGGCCCCACCUCUCCGACUUAAAUUUGCCUCCUAUCGACUCAUCUAAAGUAGAAUUGCUUAUCGGAAUGGAUAUAGUAGACGCGCACGAAAUUUUAGACUCUCGAAUAUCCAGCCACAACGAACCACGCGCUAAUUUAACAGUAUUUGGUUGGGCGGUAGUAGGAAAAAUCCCACCUUCUCUGAUCCGCGGACCGAGCGCAAAGCGAAAUGUAAACGUCAAUGGAAUAUCCCCCACUUUGCAGCUAAUCGACCUCGUACAAAAAUUCUACAGCACAGAAACGUUCGGAGUAGACAUUCAGGCGACAAAACCCAGCUCCCCCGAAGACGCUUUAGCAAUCAGCAUCCUAAAAUCGUCAAUCGUAAAUAUUCGUUGCGGAUGGCAAGUCGAUCUCUUGUUCAAAUCACCAAACCCGAACAUGCCAAACAACCGCGCACAUGCAGUGUCGCGUUUUUACGCUGUCGAACGUCGCUUAUUGUCCCAAGAAAACAAAGUCAACGCUAUUCGUUAUCGUGAAAUCAUUGAAGGUCAUCUCGCAAAUGGCUACGCCAUCGAAGUCCCGUACGACCAGCUGCAACUCCCUUUCGGAAAGGUUUGGUAUCUCCCACACCAUUUCGUCACUAAUCCGAAUAAACCAAACAAAAUCCGUGUGGUUUUUGACUGUUCAGCUAAAUUCAACAACGUCUGCCUUAACGACUUUCUCCUACGUGGCCCUGUCUUACUCUCCAACUUAACCGGCGUGCUGCUCCGAUCGCGGCAGUAUUUAGUCGCUGUAUCUGCAGAUAUAGAAAGCAUGUAUCACCGAGUCGGAGUCACCCCCAAAGACCAAUCCGCAUUACGCUUCGUAUGGCGCACUCCAGGCAGUGACGAACCGCUCCGAACACUACAGAUGACGACGCAAGUUUUUGGAGCCAUCUCCUCGUCCACUUCCUCAUUUUGGGUCCUGCAGCACGCAGUAAACAGCAAUUCGCAAUUCCCAGCCGUAGCUAAAAAACUCGUCGACAAUUUCUACGCAGACAACUUAAGCGACUCGUUCGAAACCGAAGAGGAAGCCAUCCUCUUCUCAAAACAGGCCGUCAAGUCUCUCGCGUCCGGAGGCUUCCGUCUAACGGCGUUUGCUUCCUCAUCCCGACGCCUUUUAGCCUCCAUUCCAGCUUCAGAACGAUCGAACAAGUCACUCAAUUUAGAUUUCGACAAAUUGCCGAUUGAAUACUUGCUCGGCCUCGUAUGGGUUUGCGACGUCGAUUGCUACCGUAUCCGAAUCCGGCCAAUGGAAAUGGUCACAUCGAAGCGUCAAAUGCUGUCCGCAAUGUCCCGCACUUUCGACCCAUUAGGCAUCCUUCUACCCGUUAUCACUCAAGCAAAAAUUCUGUUUCAAGCGACAUGGCGAACAACCCAAGAACGCGUACCGGCCCGAAAAUCAGGCUCUCGUUUAGAAGCACUAGGUUGGGACGAAACGUUGCCAGAUGGAAUCCUGCUGAAAUGGAACUCUUGGUCCAAAGAGCUACCAUCGUUAGAAAAAAUUUCCAUCCCACGAUGUUUCAGAACGGUAGAUCUCCCCCUUAAAGAUAGCCAGUUCGAAUUGCACCUUUUCUCAGACGCGUCGUCCGACGCAUUUGGCGCAGUAGCGUACCUUCGAACCAUCGCCAAAGGAAAGAUUCAUCUGAGCUUUGUUCUUGCUAAAGGCCGAUUGGCUCCUUUAAAGUUACUCUCUAUCCCCCGCCUCGAGCUCCAAGGCGCAGUCACCGCUGUUCGACUAGCAAAAACGAUAAAGGGCGAAUUAAGAUUGCCCAUUGCAGAAUACUAUUUCUGGACGGACUCAGAAAUAGUCCUUCGCUGGAUCCAUUCUUCCCACUGCAACUAUUCCAGCUUUGUUUCACAUCGCGUCGGCGAAAUUCUCCGGCAUUCAGAACCAGAACAAUGGAGAUUCAUAUCCGGAUCAAAAAAUCCCGCCGACGACUGCACGAGAGGAAUGUCCCCCUCCAAGCUAGAAUCUUUUUCUCAAUGGUUAGGUGGACCAGCAUUUCUGACGGAACCUUUGUCUCUCGAAUCAGGACAGGCCGAGCUACUACCACUCGGAACUAACGACACCGAGUGGUGCCCAAAAAGAACAGUCGGCCACGUAAAUGUAGAACCAAUCCCGUCCCAGCAAUCAGCGCCUAUUAACGAAAUAAUUCGCCACCACGAAACUCUCAACGACUUGAAACGCAGCGUAGCCCAGCUACAUCGCCCCGCCGAAGACAAAACGCCACUCCGUGCCGAUGAGUUAGACCAAGCGCUUACUUUAUGUCUGUCAGCAGCAUGUCGCGAAGCAUACCCUCAAGAAUAUGCCGCCAUAUCCGCCGGAAAGAACGUAAAAAAUACCUCUCCUUUACGAAAAUUGAAUCCGUUUAUCGACAAGAAUGGGCUCCUCCGAGCCGAAGGCCGCCUCAAACACGCUGAAAUCUCCCCGAGGCUCGCAAUCCCGUAA